AUGCAUAAAAAUGUUCUUCAUAUGUUAAGUAGAUAUGACGCUGAUGAAGAUAAAUAUAGUUCAAUGCGGACUACAAAAGGAUAAACGGCAGAUCAAAUUAUGACAAAUUCAGAUGUGAAAUUUACAUUUAAAAGUAAAUUUUAUUUCAUGAUAUUUAGAUACUGUAAGAAAACUUGUAACUUUAAAGCAUGAUAUUAAUGAAUAGAGUUAUGUAAAUUAAUUUACACCUCUCAUUUUGCCACCAAAGGUAAUCAUUUUCUUAUUGUUAAAUAUCUUCUAUCUUAAAAGGCUGAUACAGGACUAAAAGACAGAUGUAAAUAAAUAAUAUAUUUAGAUGGCAAUACCGCUUUGGAUUAUACAGUAAGGCAGCAGAAUCAAAAAUUGA
This is a messenger RNA of Paramecium sonneborni, 385 nucleotides long. The record is from the annotation of a GenBank genome assembly. Lineage: Eukaryota; Ciliophora; Oligohymenophorea; Peniculida; Parameciidae.